Molecule: messenger RNA, 1281 nt
Organism: Mytilus californianus (California mussel)
Lineage: Eukaryota; Metazoa; Mollusca; Bivalvia; Mytilida; Mytilidae
Exons: 1
Coding region: 1-1281 (426 amino acids)
Source: RefSeq, a predicted model, not a curated record
AUGUACAAUUGUUUGUUUGUUGACGUUUUAGAUAAAAGAUUUAUAAUACCACAUUUGAUAGACAUUGACAUUGGAAAAGAUGGAUUGAAAGUAGACACUGCAGUCGGUGGGGUUGGUGUAGGAAAGGAUGGCCUUAAUGUGGACACAGUAGUCGGUGGUGUGGGUGUAGGAAAGGAUGGCCUUAAUGUUGACACAGCAGUCGGAGGUGUAGGGAUUGGUAAGGACGGUGUCAAGGCCAAAUUGGACACUCCACUUGGUGGAUUUAAUGUUUCGGCUGGGAAAGGUGGCUUCAGUGCUGGUGGAAAAGUUGACGUUCCUGCCGUUGGUAGUCUAGGUGGUGCCUUGAAUGUUGACAAUAGUGGUAAAGUUAGUGGCGGUGGAGAGGCUUCUGUCAAUGUCUUAGGUGCUGGCGAAAUUGGAGGUCACAUGAACGUAGAUAAGAACGGCAAAGUAAGUGGCGGUGGUGAAGUUGGGAUAGAACUUGGUCCUCUUGCUCACGCUGGAGUUCAUGUUGAUGUGGAUAAAAAUGGUAAGGUUAGCACUGGAGUUGAUGCAAAUGCAAAUUUAGGUCCACUUGGCAGCGUGGGAGCUCAUGUCGAUAUUGACCAAAAUGGCAAAGUAUCUACUGGUGUGAAUGGACAGGCCAAUUUAGGCAAGCUUGGAAGUGUAAGUGGGCAUGUGAAUGUUGAUCAAAACGGGAAAGUAAGCGGUGGUGGGAGUGGACAGGCUCAAUUGGGCUCUCUUGGAAGUGUUGGUGGCAAUAUAAAUGUAGACAAAAAUGGACAAGUGUCAGGCGGUGUUCACGGAAAUGCAAAUCUUGGAAAUGCAAGUUUGAGCGGCAAUGUCAACAUUGCAAAUGGACAAGUUGGUGGAGGGGCCCAAGGUCAUGCAAAUCUCGGUAAUUUAGGAAGCGUCGGUGGCAAUAUAAACAUGGCAAAUGGUCAGGUUUCUGGUGGGGUACAAGGGCAGGCUAAUAUUGGAUCUCUUGGUAGUGUUACCGGAAGUUUGACAGGUGGUUCAGGUGGCCAAACUGGUGGUGUAAACCUUAAUCUCGGAAGUCAAAGCUCAGGGUCUCAAACUGGGUCUAGUUCUGGGUCCGGUUCAGGAUCAGCAAGUUCAGGUAGAGGUGGCUCUUCUGCUGAUAAACUCACACAGACAAUGAACGGAAUGUUUGGAAAUUUCAUAAGUGGAUCUAAUUUUGGUCUCAAUGCAAUGAUGGCGAACGGAGGAUUCGGUAAUAUGUUUGGCGGAAGUGGUGGCGGCAGUGGAAGUAGUAAGUAG